AUGCCCUUUGGCUUAACUAAUGCCCCGGCAACUAUCCAGCGCAUGAUGGGGAAGUUAUUGAGAGGGAUUAAAGGGUGCCUGGUUUUCCUUGAUGAUAUUAUUAUUUUUGCGGACACAUGGGAGGAACAUCAGCACAUUUUAGGCGAAGUCCUGAGCCGCAUUAGAUCAGCGGGUUUGAAGGUGAAACGUGAGAAGUGCCAAUUUCGGCAAGCAUCAGUUAAAUUCCUGGGUCACAUUAUUUCUGCUGGUGGAACAGAGCCGGACCCUGUGAAAGUACAAGCCGUACAGAACUUUCCCACUCCAACUUGCCUUCUCGAGGUAAGGGGAUUCAUUGGUCUAGCAUCAUAUUACAGAUUGUUUGUUAGAAAUUUCUCGGAAAUAGCUUCACCCCUACAUGUGUUAACCAAAGGAACCCACCAGGAAUUUUGCUGGACACCUUCAGCUGACAAUGCAUUCCAAGAACUAAAGCGCCAUCUAUGUUCAGCGCCGAUACUCUCCUUACCAGACUUCUUUGUACCUUUUGUUGUUUACAGGCGGAUGCUAGCGACAAUGGCCUGGGCGCUGUCCUUUCCCAGAAACGAGGAGGGGAAGAGAAUGUGGUUGCGUAUGCGAGUCGGACAUUAACGGCUGCAGAACGGAAUUACUCAACAACUGAAAAGGAAUGCCUUGCUAUAGUGUGGACUGUGAACUAUUGGAGACCAUAUUUACUGAAAAAAAGCUUCGAGGUUAUUACCGAUCAUCAAUCGUUGACAUGGUUGCAAGGUCUAAAUGCACCGAAAGGUAGAUUAGCACGUUGGAUUGUGGCAUUGCAGGAGAUGAGUUCGUAAUUACACAACGCCCAGGGCGUAACAAUGGGAAUACAGACACCCUUUCACGAUUCUCGCAACCACUAACUACACAGGUAGUUGACGAGGGCCUGGAUGAGGAAAUACGGGUCGGGGUAGCAGCCACAUAUGUCUGUUCAACUUGGACGCCAGGGGAUAUCCGCACAGCGAAACAAGAGGAUCCCGUCAUUGUACAAGUCAUAGAACAGUUAAGCAAAACUAAGGGAGAAGCAGGAAGUAGGAAAAGUGGAAGCAAAAUGAUGAGCUGA
Paramuricea clavata is the source of this 1093-nucleotide messenger RNA. Lineage: Eukaryota; Metazoa; Cnidaria; Anthozoa; Malacalcyonacea; Plexauridae. The record is from the annotation of a GenBank genome assembly.